This is a messenger RNA of Aphanomyces astaci, 1273 nucleotides long. RefSeq lists its product as hypothetical. Bases 132 to 1049 code for a protein of 305 amino acids. Lineage: Eukaryota; Oomycota; Saprolegniomycetes; Saprolegniales; Verrucalvaceae. Gene Ontology annotation, biological process: protein farnesylation; protein geranylgeranylation. Gene Ontology annotation, cellular component: cytoplasm; protein farnesyltransferase complex; CAAX-protein geranylgeranyltransferase complex. Gene Ontology annotation, molecular function: protein farnesyltransferase activity; CAAX-protein geranylgeranyltransferase activity. The record is from RefSeq and is a predicted model, not a curated record. The transcript is spliced from 5 exons.
GUAAAAAUAAUUGAUUAAUUGUAGGGGUGCACUUUACAGUGUUAAAACCUCGUGAAUCAAUUUAACGUACUGCUCAGUACUUCAUCGCGUUAAACGUAUAACCACCUCACACCAGAACGUUGUUUUGAUCGAUGGAGGAUUUCUCGUUGACGAGCCCAGUGUGGGCAGAUGUGACGCGCGUCCCGCAAGACGACGGCCCGAACCCUGCGGCUCCCAUCAGCUACUCAAAGCACUUUCAAGAAGUGAUGGAUCUGUUCCGGGCGGUCCUGCUCUUGGACGAGCACAGCGAACGAACGUUGGCAUUGACCGCGGCAGCCAUUGAGUGCAACGCCGCCAACUACACGGUUUGGCACUUUCGCCGAAAGGUCCUCGCGUCGCUCAACGCCGAUCUGUACGACGAGCUCGAGUUCACCAGGCAACAUGCGCUGGAAUCCCCCAAGAACUAUCAAAUCUGGCACCAUCGCCGCGAAAUCGUCGAGCGACUGAACGACAGCACGGUCGAGUUGGCGCUUGUCGCCGAAGCCUUGACCGACGACCAGAAGAACUACCACGCGUGGUCGUAUCGCCAGUGGGUGGUCAAGCGUUUCUCGCUCUGGGACGACGAACUAGCCUUCGUGGACGAGAUGCUUUUGCUCGACAUGCGCAACAACUCGGCGUGGAACCAUCGAUGGUUUGCGAUCCACAACAUGCAUGCCGUUGUUCCCGCCGACGUCCGCGCGCGUGAAGUGCAAGUCGCCGCCGCGUACAUCCGCCGCGCGCCGCACAACGAGAGUCCAUGGAACUACCUCCGCGGGUACCUUCGUGAAGGGCCAUCGUCGGCUGUGGAUGUCGAGCCCAUCGAGCGGAUGGCGGAAGAAAUCUACGCAGAGCACCCGGCGACAUGCAUCUUUGCCGCGAAUUUGCUUGUGGAUUUGCAUCUUCAAGCCAACACCCGUGACCGAAUCAACAAGGCAAACGAGAUUUUGCAAGCUUUGGCCAAAGCGGACACUGUGCGGGCAGCAUACUGGACGUAUCGGCUCGCGCAAGUCGCCAAGCCUGCGACGGCGUAGUUUAUACCUAGUUCUCUGUAGAACUAGCUAGGCCUUGUGUGACACAGUCGUUACAACAAAAUAUUCAAGCUGUAUUGUGGCAUGUGGAUUCGAACAAGUACACAUUGCAGUACCUAUUGAAACCCGACAACGCGAAAGGCAUGCGAGACCACAGCCGCCACGAUAUAUCGCUUAGCGACUAGAGGUAUAUGAUUAUAUUUUACGAUUUAUAUAUUUCAUGGUGC